AUGGCCGACAUUGAGAAACACCCGGCAGCGGAGCCCCCUCAGUCUCUGGGCACUACCGACGAUGUCCACGAUAACCCAUUCGUCAAUGCGAACAAGCUUGCUCGCCGCCUGUCCGGCAGGCAGGUGCAGAUGAUUGCUAUUGGCGGUACUAUCGGCACAGGUUUGUUCCUUGGAACUGGCUCGUCACUCUCCAAGGGUGGGCCUGCUUCGAUGCUUAUUGCAUAUGCUAUCGUUGGUGCUAUUGUUUUUGUGACGAUGAUGUGUCUGGGCGAGAUGGCAGCGUUUAUGCCUAUUGCUGGAUCAUUUUGUACUUAUGCUGGUCGCUUUGUGGAUGAUGCACUUGGCUUUGCCUUGACUUGGAAUUAUUGGUUCAAUGAUGCAGUCUCCACUGCAUCAGAUAUCAUUGCUCUACAGCUGUUGUUGCAGUAUUGGACGGAUAAUUUCCCGGGUUGGGCGAUAAGUCUAAUCUUCUUGGUGGUCGUCAUUGCGCUCAACGUCAUGUCUGUGAGGGUCUAUGGUGAGAUCGAAUAUUGGCUGAGUUUGCUGAAAGUCAUCACCAUCGUUAUCUUUAUCAUUCUUGGCAUCGCUGUGAACUGCGGUGGAAAUACAGACCACAAAUAUAUCGGCGGUCAAAACUGGCACAUAGGCGACGCACCCUUUGUCGGUGGAAUUGGCGGUUUCGCGUCGGUCUUCGUCACGGCCUCAUUUGCAUAUGGUGGUACUGAGUCUAUUGCCAUCACCGCUGGCGAGACCAAGAGUCCCGCGAAAACGAUGCCCAAAGUCGUCCGCAACGUGUUCUGGCGUAUCAUUCUCUUCUACCUCCUCUCGAUCCUCAUGAUCGGUCUCAAUGUGCCAUACAACUAUCCCGGCCUCUCCGACGGUGACACCAAAACCAGUCCUUUCACAAUCGUCUUCCAGCAAGCCGGCUCCACGGUUGCUGGCAGCUUCAUCAACGCCGUCAUUAUGACCUCUGUCAUCUCGGCUGCAAACCAUGCUCUCUUCGCCGGAGCCCGGUUGCUAUUCACUCUUGCAGUCGAUGGGUAUGCGCCAAAAUUCUUCGGCCAUCUCAACCGUUUCCAGGUGCCCUGGGUCGCUGUUCUUGCGACAUCAGUGAUUAGCGGUCUCUGUUUCGGAGCCAGCUACAUCGGUGCUGGAAAACUGUGGUCUUGGCUACAAAACAUCGUCGGGGUCUCAAAUCAGCUCUCAUGGAUCUGUAUCUGUCUUGCAUCCCUGCGGUUUCGCUCAGCGAUCCGCGCCCAGGGGAUUGAGCAUCUUCUUCCUUUUAAAAACUGGACCUAUCCAUAUGGUCCGAUUUUUGCUGUUGGGCUGAAUGUUGUCCUUGUUCUUGUUCAGGGGUGGAAGUGCUUCAGCCCGCAUUUCAAGAGGGUCGACUUUGUCUCAUAUUACAUUGAGAUCCCUAUUAUGAUUGUCAUGUUCUUAGGUUGGAAGUUGCUCAAGAGAACUCGAUUCGUUAGUAAAUCCGAGAUGGAUUUGCGAACGGAUCGAUAUGAUCCUUCUCAGGAGGAUGGACCCGAGAGUAUGAUUACAGAAAAAAGGAAUGGGGGCUUGGGGCAAAGUUCAACGAUUUGGACAGUGGUUGUUCUUCUGAUUUUGGGGUGCAGAUAUAUUUUCCUAUGA
Messenger RNA from Penicillium paradoxum, 1638 nucleotides. Its product is annotated as amino acid permease. Bases 1 to 1638 code for a protein of 545 amino acids. The record is from RefSeq and is a predicted model, not a curated record. NCBI's taxonomy places the organism in Eukaryota, Fungi, Ascomycota, Eurotiomycetes, Eurotiales, Aspergillaceae. Gene Ontology annotation, molecular function: amino acid transmembrane transporter activity. The transcript has 5 exons. Gene Ontology annotation, cellular component: membrane. Gene Ontology annotation, biological process: amino acid transmembrane transport.